Carassius carassius (crucian carp) is the source of this 1569-nucleotide messenger RNA. Its product is annotated as P2Y purinoceptor 3. The coding region runs from base 154 to 1131 and encodes 325 amino acids. Gene Ontology annotation, cellular component: plasma membrane. The transcript is spliced from 3 exons. Gene Ontology annotation, biological process: phospholipase C-activating G protein-coupled receptor signaling pathway; cellular response to pyrimidine ribonucleotide. NCBI's taxonomy places the organism in Eukaryota, Metazoa, Chordata, Actinopteri, Cypriniformes, Cyprinidae. Gene Ontology annotation, molecular function: G protein-coupled ADP receptor activity; G protein-coupled UDP receptor activity; G protein-coupled UTP receptor activity. The record is from RefSeq and is a predicted model, not a curated record.
AGAAGAGAGCACUGCGGAGUAAUUCGCUACUUCUGUUUUCUUCGUUGCUCUGAAGAGAUUCACUUUUACUUCGCAGACAGGGUUGUUUUCUGGUGUUCAGGUGGGAAAUAACGAAAGAGUGGAUGCAAAGAAUGUAAAGCAAUAUUUGAUAAGAUGGCAUCUCUUAACCAUUCCACCUCCAUUCUGCCUUCCUGCACCUACGAGGAGGACUUCAAGCGCUUCCUCCUCCCCUCCGUCUACAGCCUGGUCUUCAUCUUUGGACUGCCGCUCAACUUCAUCAUCAUCCUGCGGAUCUGGGGCUCCUGGCACACUCUAACGCGGACCAAAAUCUACAUGCUGAAUCUAGCGGUGGCAGACUUCCUGUACGUCUGUUCACUUCCGCUUCUCAUAUACAACUACGCCAGCAAAGACUACUGGCCUUUCGGUGACUUCACCUGCCGCUUGGUUCGCUUCCAGUUCUACAGCAACCUGCACGGAAGCAUCUUCUUCCUCACGUGCAUCAGCUUCCAGCGCUACAUGGGCAUCUGCCAUCCGCUGACGGUGUGGCCCAGACAAGGUGGACGCAGGCUGGCGUGGUUGGUCUGCGCUGGCGUCUGGGUGGCUGUCGCGGUUCUCUGCGCUCCAACGUUCGAGUUCGCCGCCACCGGCAUCCAGCGCAACCGCACGGUGUGCUACGACCUCAGCGUUCCAGAGCGCUCCACAGCGUACUUCCCAUACGGCAUCGCUUUGACCUGUCUGGGCUUCGUCGUGCCCUUUCUAGUGAUCCUGGUGCUAUACUGCAAAAUGGCAAGGGUUCUCUGGCAGGUCGGCGAAGCUCAAGAAGCCGUGGCCGUAGAGAGGAAGAAUAAAGCCGUGAGGAUGAUCAUUAUUGUGAUGCUGGUGUUCGCCAUCAGCUUCUUGCCGUUCCACAUGACAAAGACGCUCUACUUGCUGGUGAGGACCUUUCCCACGGCCCCCUGCGAACUGAGGAACCUGCUGUCUGUGGUCUACAAAUGCACCAGACCCUUCGCCAGCAUGAACAGCGUUCUGGACCCCAUUCUGUUCUACUUCACCCAGCCGCAGUACAGACGCAGCACCAGGAGUCUGCUGCUCAAGAUCACCUCGCUCAGAGACAAAGUUGACAAAAUCUGACUGGAACACACCUGAUUGGGUCAGAAAUAACUGUGUUAAAGCAAGACACUACAAUCAAAGCCAUCGUUUUUUUUUCCUCCACUAUACAUAUUUGAGUUUUUUAAGGCUAAGGUUUACAAAUUAGUAUCUUUUGACAGGUGUAGUGGAAAAUUACAUUCAAAACACACAUCACUAAAAGAAAACAGACAUGCCCCUAAUCAAAAUAAUCACACCCCUGUUUUGAUAGCUCCGCCCCCAAUUCUUUAACAUGCUUUGCAACUCAGGGCACUUCCCCCCAUCAUUAGUGGACACGCCCCUUGCUGCUGAUUGGCUACAAGUGUGUUCUGGAGAUCUAUCCAAUCCGCUUUCAACAGCCUUUCUCAGAAAUCGAUUACUGCAUCUUCUUUAUUAAGUGUUUAUUUAGACACUAUUUCAGUUACAGUACAUAUCUAUAAAAGC